Messenger RNA from Pelobates cultripes (western spadefoot toad), 461 nucleotides. The record is from the annotation of a GenBank genome assembly. Lineage: Eukaryota; Metazoa; Chordata; Amphibia; Anura; Pelobatidae.
GGGAGGGGGACUUGGCGGUUAAAUGAGUCGCUGUUAAGCGACAGCACAUUCCUACAACAGGUGAAGACAGACCUGGAAGAAUAUUUCCAGGCAAACUCUGGGGGAGACGUACCCGACCAAACCGUGUGGCUCGCACACAAAGCUGUGGCGCGGGGUCUCUUUAUUAGACGCUCCUCAUAUCUCAAGAAGAGUAGGCAAAAAACCCAACUAGAAUGCCAGAAGCUACUGGCGGUAGCGACGACCCAGAACAAAUUAAACCCAUCCCCGGCUCUGGCCAAACAGGUGCAAACCUUAACUAGUCAAUUAACAGAACUGAACGCAGCAAAAACCGCCUAUUUUUUACAAAGGUUGAGGGCAACAUCCUAUCAUCAUAGCGGAAAAGCCACAAAAUAUCUAGCCAACCGCCUAAAGGCGAGACUGGCAACGUCCAAGAUAGCCCACCUGCACACCGCAGCGGGUAA